Messenger RNA from Fusarium redolens, 1670 nucleotides. RefSeq lists its product as uncharacterized. Gene Ontology annotation, biological process: regulation of transcription by RNA polymerase II. The transcript is spliced from 4 exons. Gene Ontology annotation, cellular component: transcription regulator complex; PcG protein complex. Gene Ontology annotation, molecular function: DNA-binding transcription factor activity, RNA polymerase II-specific; RNA polymerase II cis-regulatory region sequence-specific DNA binding. NCBI's taxonomy places the organism in Eukaryota, Fungi, Ascomycota, Sordariomycetes, Hypocreales, Nectriaceae. The record is from RefSeq and is a predicted model, not a curated record. Bases 173 to 1483 code for a protein of 436 amino acids.
UUCACGUCCACCUUGUCAGUGCGACUAUACACGUCACUUGCUUGCAUACAAACGCGGAAAGCCAACGUCAGCUUGACCGCCUUCCUGCCGUGAUCCGUCACUUGUGAGCGCCCUCGCACAUCCUUCCCCAAACGCGCCACGUCUUCAGCUGGCAUUUCCCACCAUAUUGAAGAUGAGCGGCAUGCGAUCACCAGCUCCUACGGAGGUUAUGGACAUCACCAACAUGCUCAAUAAGAAAGGUCAAAUGCAACAACUUACUUCCGGUCUCCUCGAUCACCAACAAUACCAACACGCCUUCGUUAAGCACGAACCCGGUAUGGAGCGAUCCGCCUCUCCUCACGGCUCUGAGCACUCGCAAUACUCCAACCCUCACAGUAUCGCCCGAGCCUACCCAUCGCCAUCCACGAUGCAAGCGCCGAUGCAUAUGCCGAACCCUAUGUCCACCGCGAUGACAAUGCCAGGCUAUCCCGAGAUGCCCAACAUGGGAGGCAUGCCUCACUUGCACAUGCAGCAGAUGCCUCAACAACCCCCGCCUCCUCCCCAGCAGCCUAUCAAGGCGUAUCCUUGCAGUACCUGCGGCAAGGGAUUCGCUCGACGAAGUGAUCUUGCUCGCCAUGAGCGCAUUCACAGCGGAGUUCGACCCCAUGUUUGCGACUGGCCCAAUUGUGGAAAGCAAUUCAUUCAAAGAUCUGCCUUGACUGUGCAUCAGCGCGUGCAUACUGGAGAGAAGCCUCACCACUGCGAGACUUGCGCAAAGCCCUUCAGUGAUAGCAGCUCUCUUGCCCGACACCGCAGGACACAUUCUGGAAAGCGUCCCUACAAAUGCCCCUACGCUGAUUGUCAGAAGACAUUCACUCGUCGCACCACCCUUACCCGCCAUCAGAACCACCACAGCGGUACUAUCGAGGAGGCUGCCGCCGCGACCGCUGCUGCUCUUGCUGCGUCAAAGUCUAAGGGCUUGUCACAGGCUCGGUCUGAAAGCGAUCACAUGUCUAACCACGGCUCGCCCUUGACGACUCCUUCUCCUAGUCAGCGAACAAUGUCCAUGUCGCCCAGUGUCGAUUUAUCUGGUAACAACAGCAUUCCUCGUCACCCUGGCGACUUCCAGUAUCUGUCACAGAAUGGAUCUCUGCCCAUGCACAUGCGCGUUGGCAGCCCUACCUCUACCUCAUCUGGCGGCUACAAUAUGAUGCGACCUACCUCGCAUCCUACUAGCUAUGGCCCUCCUCCUACUCUGGAGCCUAACCUGGAUAACAGCCAGGGUACGCCCAGCAGCAAUGGUGGAAGCCCUCACAUGGCCAACGUUGGCUGGCAGUCUCCAUCGCACAUGGCAUCGCCCUCGCAGAACAACGCCAGCUAUGUUUAUCCUGACCCUGCGGAUGCGUAUCCUGCCAACCAAGCCAUGAACCAAAUGUAUUACAGCGCCGCUACGCAUAUGCGCCGACCCCAGAGCACUGAACCUGGACUGGUACAUAUGGCUUAGUCGGACCUAUUGCCAGAAUCCAAUGCUUGAGCAAGGCUCAAGGUCGUCGUUCUUGUGAUGAUCUGGAGCAAGCUCACCGAUACCCUGUAUUAUUGAAGCUGUGCCUGAUUCGGGCACGAAGAUUAUGGCGGCGUUAAUUCCUUCUGGACUGGAUUCCCAUACUCAUACCCCUUCAACCAAGCUUGCC